AUGGGUGCCAUUGGAAUGGAAAUCUUUGACGACGAUCACUCGUCAAUUGCUUUAGCAGAUCUUGUUCAUCAAGAGGACCCCAUCAAGCAGAUUCAGGACACCCUUAAGGAACCAAUUCCAGAUGCAGACAACGGCGCUUAUUUUGAAGUGGACGAGACAGCGGAGAAAGUUGUUGCUGCUAUUUUCUUAGCAAAUUUACUAGACUUUGAUUCUGUUUUGCCAAAAUCUGAGCAGGAGUAUCCUUCAUAUGUAGUUCGUGAUUUGAAGAAGGUCUACGCUCAAGUUCAAGGGUCCUCUGAGUUACAAGUCUUAAGAGAGAACUCUCAGCUUUUGAAAGAGAUGGCCAGGAAGUGGCUCAAAUUCAUUUCUGAAGAUGAAGAAAGGUCAGAAGUAUGUAGUUUAUGGCGAGAAGUUCCAAGCUACUAUGAGGAGUGGAAAAAGCAUAUUGAUUGGAUAUCGAAUGUUCUGCAAUAG
Molecule: messenger RNA, 474 nt
Organism: Komagataella phaffii GS115
Lineage: Eukaryota; Fungi; Ascomycota; Pichiomycetes; Pichiales; Pichiaceae
Exons: 1
Coding region: 1-474 (157 amino acids)
Source: RefSeq, a predicted model, not a curated record